Molecule: messenger RNA, 1649 nt
Organism: Hyaena hyaena (striped hyena)
Lineage: Eukaryota; Metazoa; Chordata; Mammalia; Carnivora; Hyaenidae
Gene: ERFL
Product: ETS repressor factor like
Exons: 6
Coding region: 69-1133 (354 amino acids)
Biological process (GO): cell differentiation; regulation of transcription by RNA polymerase II
Cellular component (GO): nucleus
Molecular function (GO): sequence-specific DNA binding; DNA-binding transcription factor activity, RNA polymerase II-specific
Source: RefSeq, a predicted model, not a curated record
UCUGGGGCGGCCAGAUAGAGAGACAGAGACCCAGAGACGCUGAGCCGGAUGAGAGGGCUGGCUCCACCAUGGACUGUAGCUGCGUCUCCGACCUUCUCUUCGCCCCGCCUGCCCUGCCGGCUCUCUGGACCCCCGGGUUUGCCUUCCCAGAUUGGGCCUACAAGCCGGAGUCGUCCCCUGGCUCGAGGCAGAUCCAGCUGUGGCACUUUAUCCUGGAGCUGCUGCAGAAGGAGGAAUACCAGGGUGUCAUCGCCUGGCAGGGGGACUACGGGGAAUUCGUCAUCAAGGACCCCGAUGAGGUGGCUCGGCUCUGGGGCAUCCGCAAGUGCAAGCCCCACAUGAAUUAUGACAAGCUGAGCCGGGCCCUGCGCUACUACUACAAUAAACGGAUUCUCCAUAAGACUAAAGGGAAGAGGUUCACUUACAAGUUCAACUUCAGCAAAGUCGUGCUUGUCAACUACCCACUGUUGGAUGUGGCAGCAGCCACCACGGGCUCCCCACUCUUGCUGACCCCAGGUCCUUUUGGGGGCACCCCUGGGCCAGAUGCUCCUCCCCUUACCCCUGAGACCCUGCAGACCCUGUUCUCUGCCCCUCGCCUGGGAGAGCCAGGGGCCCGGGCGCCCCUGUUCACCCCUGAGACAGACAAACUGCGUCUGGACAGCCCUUUCCCGUUCCUGGGCUCCGGUGCCACUGGCUAUUCCAAGCCCCCUGGCCUGCUGGGUCCUUAUGGCCGCACCUUCCCAGAGUACCCCUGGAACUUUAACCCGUACCUGACUGGCCCCUUCCCCAAGCUACCCCCCUCUCUCUACCCCCCACACUUCUACCCCAACCCUCUGGCCGGUUCCCUGGGCCACCUGCCCUCAGCAGGGGCUGGGGGAGGCCCCACGCCUUCACCCCUGCUGGCUGCGACGGGGGACGGCCUGGGCUCUGAGCGCCCCUCAGGCCUGGUGGCAGCUCCUCGCCUGGCACUGCCCGGAGCUGGGGGUCCAGAGACUGCGCUGGGCGGGAAGGAGGACAGCGACUCGGAGCUGGAGAUCACGGACGUCAGCGGCUGCAGCUCUGACAGUGAGGGCGACGAGGGCCUCCCUGUGGCCCCCAAGUCCAAGGCGAGCAAAGGGGGGCUCAGCAGCUGAGCCAGUGUGGGGUAAAGGAUUCUGCCAGGGUGGGGCUUGGGGGGCAGCCUCUGCCGUGGUCCAGUCUGCCCCCCACCCCCAUGUCCUGCCCAAGGCCAAGGACCUGCCCUCAGCCCCUCCCAAGACCGCCACGUGGUGGCCCACCUUCUUCCCUAACCCUGGGUUGGGGUCUCACCUCCCCUGUCAGAGGGGGAGGGAACACAAUGGUCUCCAGCCUCCUUCCCAGGCUCCAGUUUGAGGGGGUCCCCGCCUGGCCCCACUCCCAAAGUGCAAUAUGGCGCCCAGCCUCUCCUGCCCACCCACCCCUGUGCUGUGACCUGCGUGUGUGUUCGGCCAUGUCUGCCCUUGUGCCAGCCCCAGUCCUGACCCCCGCCCCACACAGGCCCCCUGGGGACAGGGAGCUCAGAGCAAUAAACCCGCCCCCAGCCCCUGCCCAGGAGGGCCCCCUCCCCACGACCCCUAACAGCCACCUCCAGAGAGUUUACUACAAAAAUAAAAGAACGGAAAGGAGUGUGA